AUGACUAAUAAUCUUGCCUGGUUGUUAGUGCUGCUCUUGAGGAGUGUCCUGAACAAGACUGUUGGCCAACCGCCACCUCCAGGGUUUAGGUAUGCCUCUUAUGAGGUGAUCAUCCCAAGGAAACAGACCCCCAGGUCUGGACACAAAGAACCCCAUAGUGUGAACUACCUGCUAAAGCUUGAAGGUAAGAACCACCUGGUGUACCUCAGGCAGAAGAGAGCCUUUGUCUCCAAACACUUCCCUGUUUUCACUUACAGCGUAGAGGGGGACCUGCAGGUUGACUAUCCAUUCAUCAGGGAUGACUGUUUCUACAAUGGUUUUGUGCAGGGCAGGGCAAAGUCUGCGGCUACUUUUAGCACUUGUUCAGGAGGUCUCAGAGGUGCUUUGCAAGUAGAAAAUAAGUCCUAUGAAAUCGAACCUGUCCAGGCAUCUGCUACCUUUCAACAUGUGGUGUAUCGACUGGAAGAAGAGAAAGGAGCCAUCCGCAUGAGGUGUGGGCUGACCCAAGAAGAGAAACUUCGACAGACAGCCAUGAUCCAAAACAGUGGGAAUGUGACAACUGAAAGAUCUCAGAAGAGACCCUGGUGGACCCAUAAAACAUAUGCAAAGAUUGUCAUUGUGGUGGAACAUGAGCGCUAUAUACAGUUUGGCAGAAAUGAAACUGUUGUAGCUCUGAACGUGUUGAAUGUCAUUCAUCUCACAAAUUCAUGGUAUGAUCCACUUGGCAUUCAAGUAUCCCUUGUAGGUCUGGAAAUAUGGUCUGAAAGAAAUCUGAUAGAUAUUUCAAACACGAUGGGUGUUCUCCUUGACCGUUUUAAUAUUUGGAGAAGAAACAUACUUUAUUCACGUCUACCACAUGAUGCAGGUCACCUUUUUGUAUACAAACAUUUUUUUAAAGGUAUGCUGGGAUUAGCAUUUGUUGGAACAGUGUGUGGGAAACACUGGUCUAGUGGUGUUGAAUCAUAUGUGAGUCCCAGUUUGUUCUUUUUUACUGGCAUAUUUGCCCAUGAACAAGGGCACAUCCUUGGCAUGAACCAUGAUGUAGCAUUCUGUAGAUGUGAAUACCAAGACUGUGUCAUGUCUGCCUAUCACUCAACCAGUGAUAAGUUUAGCAACUGCAGUUAUAAAGAAUACUACAACUUAAUGAAAUCUGGUAGUACACGGUGCUUAUUUUCUGCUGGAGACCCUGAUAAAAAGUAUAAACUCGCAUAUUGUGGGAACAGAGUGGUGGAACAUGGUGAGCAAUGUGACUGUGGUUCAAAACAGAGUUGUGACCUGGAUCCCUGUUGCCAGUCUGGUUGCAAGUUGCGUUCAGGUGUCACUUGUGCUUUUGGAGAGUGCUGCUCCAGAUGCCAGUAUCUUCCAGCUGGAACUGUUUGCAGGAGAAGUGCUAGUACCUGUGAUCUACCAGAGUAUUGCAAUGGGACUUCAGCAUGGUGUCCUGAAGAUGUUUAUGUACAAGAUGGAACCCCAUGCCAAGAUGGUGCCUACUGUUAUCAUGGGAAUUGCUCAACUCACAGUCAACAAUGCAAAAUGAUCUUUGGCUCAAGGGCAACAGCUGCUUCAGAGGUCUGCUUCAGAAAACUGAAUACUCAAGGUGACCGCUUUGGCAACUGUGGGUUUUAUGGUUCUACUUACAGAAAAUGUAAUUCUAAGAACAUCCUCUGUGGCCGAGUGCAGUGUGAAAACGUUGAUAAAUUGCCUUCCUUGGAAGGACAUCGCACCAUAAUUCAAACACGUGUUCAUAACACCUUAUGCUGGGGCGCAGACCACCAUCACGGAUCAGCAAUUCCUGAUAUUGGAGCUGUGAAUGAUGGCACUCCCUGUGACAAAAAUAUGAUGUGUAUUAAUAUGGAAUGCACUAAUAUCUCCCUGUUGCAAUAUGAUUGUGAAAAGAAAAAGUGCCAAAACUUGGGAAUAUGUAACAGUCACAAAAAUUGUCACUGUGAUUAUGGCUGGGCCCCUCCAUACUGCCUAGAAGAAGGCUAUGGUGGCAGUAUUGACAGUGGACCACCUCCAUCACAGUACCUCAGUACAAGAAGAGUCCUUAUUAGAGGACUCCUAAUCCCCUUUGCUGUUCUUGUGGCCAUUAUUGUUCCUGCUCUUGGUGUAUAUUACAGAGCCAAUCUGAUGCAGAGGAAUAGAAUAUCUUGUGAAUAA
Messenger RNA from Sphaerodactylus townsendi, 2160 nucleotides. RefSeq names its product disintegrin and metalloproteinase domain-containing protein 20-like. The record is from RefSeq and is a predicted model, not a curated record. Gene Ontology annotation, biological process: proteolysis; male gonad development. Gene Ontology annotation, cellular component: plasma membrane; external side of plasma membrane; sperm head plasma membrane. Gene Ontology annotation, molecular function: metalloendopeptidase activity. NCBI's taxonomy places the organism in Eukaryota, Metazoa, Chordata, Lepidosauria, Squamata, Sphaerodactylidae. Bases 1 to 2160 code for a protein of 719 amino acids. The transcript has a single exon.